This is a messenger RNA of Diabrotica virgifera virgifera (western corn rootworm), 1464 nucleotides long. RefSeq lists its product as uncharacterized. Lineage: Eukaryota; Metazoa; Arthropoda; Insecta; Coleoptera; Chrysomelidae. The record is from RefSeq and is a predicted model, not a curated record. The transcript is spliced from 2 exons. Bases 1 to 1464 code for a protein of 487 amino acids.
AUGGCUGAUACGAAACAAUACGCUUUCCGAGAAAAACGUGGGCUUAUUAACGGUAUAGGUUCGAUAUGGAAAUCAAUAACCGGAAACUUAGAUUCAUCUGACGGUGAAUAUUUCAAUGAAUGUACAAAUAAGAUAACCCGCGAUGAGUAUCAAAUCGAAAACCUAUUAAAAAAUCAAAUAUCGGUUACCACCUCCGUGAUUAAGAGCUUCAACGCGACCAUCCAAAAAUUACAAAUAGAUGAGGAAACAUUCAACAAUGAUAUUAAAGAAAUUCGAGAAUCAAUAAUGGAUAUAUCUGACCAAUUAAAAUUCUAUCAAUCUCAAAUCGAUAUGCUGAACUUUUGUGAAUUGCUAAUGGAAAGCUAUUCAUUUAUCAAAGAUUCGUUAAAUGAUAUAGUAAAUGCUAUAACUUUUGCUCGAUUAAAAAUAUUACAUAGUUCAAUCAUUACCCCGUUUGAUUUAAUUGAAUCGCUUAGGCAUAUAUCACAAUCAUUACAGAAAAAUAAUCUUCCCCUAUCAAUCUAUACUUCAAAUCUCCCUCAAUAUCUCGAUAUUAUCGAAUUACAGGCCUAUCAAUUAGACACAAGAAUUGUGUUUGUCUUAAAUAUUCCUUUAACUGAUGCAGAACAAUAUACUUUAUAUCGUCUAUAUCCAAUACCAAUAAUGGAUAAUCGAACAGGUUUACAUUCAAUUUUAACAACAACACAUAAAUAUAUUGCGCGAAACGAUGAUUCAUUGUUAUACCUUACAAUAAAUAGUCUUGAGUCAUGCAAAACUCUUCGAGCCAGAACCAAAAUCUGUUACAAUAUACUUCCAUACCCAAUUGACAGCGACGCCGUAUGCGAAGCCCAACUCCUGAAGCGACAAGAACGCCUUCCCAGAACAUGCCAGACUUCCGUAGUAUUUGCUAAAGACUACAACGUUCAGAAGAUCAGCAUGAACCUUUGGCUCAUAACAGUUUCUGACCCACUGCCCAUUACUAUCAAAUGCGAAUCCAGAGAAGUCAAGUCAGAAAUCAUCAAUACCAACCACGUGCCAAACUACAACCCACAUAAGAUUCAUCUUCCCGACUUAAAACCACUAAAGCUUAGCAAGAUCAACACUGAAAACCUCGAAAUAGCCCAUCACAAACUCAAUCAGUAUUCUGAAGAACUCGACAAAUUAAUCAAUGAACCAUUCGUCAAUAAACAUAUAAGCUGGUUCACAAUCCUAACGAUAAUAGUCAUUGUGACUCUCGUCGUUCUUUACAUCUUAUGUAAAUGCAGAUCCAAGAGAAGAUUCAAGAUAGGAAUUGCCAACACCAAUGACAAUGACCAUCCACCUUCUCCACCAAGACACCCAGAGACAGCUUUCGCCAGGAAUUGUAAGAAAAUCCUUCCAAGACGAAGACCCAGUAUCCACCUAAGUGACUCCAUAGACGAAGAGGAGAGGAUCCAACUGAAUACCAACAAACAAACAGUCUGA